Cydia fagiglandana is the source of this 2955-nucleotide messenger RNA. RefSeq lists its product as uncharacterized. Gene Ontology annotation, molecular function: nucleic acid binding. Bases 1 to 2955 code for a protein of 984 amino acids. Lineage: Eukaryota; Metazoa; Arthropoda; Insecta; Lepidoptera; Tortricidae. The record is from RefSeq and is a predicted model, not a curated record. The transcript has 3 exons. Gene Ontology annotation, biological process: DNA integration.
AUGAAUGACUAUGAGUCUCGAGGUCACUUGGAGGAAGUGGAACCUCCUUCAACAAGCGAAGGCCACUUCUACUACAUACCUCACCAUGGUAUUCUGCGCGACUCCGUCACAACUCCUCUUCGCGUAGUUUUUGACGCAAGCGCUAAGGACGCCAAGGAGACGUCCUUAAACGCUACCCUUCUCGCUGGGCCCAAGCUUCAGACCAACAUUUUCGAUCUGCUCACACGCUUUCGUUGGCAUGCCGUCGUCUUGACAGGUGACGUGAAACAAAUGUACAGGCAGAUACUGGUUCCUGAAGAGGACGCUGAAUUUCAGCGCAUCUUGUGGCGGCCCUCGGCUGUCGGUCCUGUGCGCGACUAUCGUCUUAAAAUGGUCACUUACGGGGUUUCUGCUGCGCCAUUCCAGGCUCUUCGUACAAUGGCUCAACUUGCCAGUGAUUCUGCAGCCAGCUACCCAGGUGGUUCAACCGUUCUCGCUCGUGACAUCUACGUCGACGACGUCGUCACCGGAGCGGAUUCUGUCGAACAGGCGCGUUCGCUUCAGGCGGAACUUACGAAAAUAAUGUCGUCGGGGGGUUUUCAUCUCAGGAAGUGGACCUCCAACAGUAGUGAGUUCCUGGAGAGCCUUCCGUCUUCUGAUCUCUACUCGGAAGACUUCAAACAUUUUGAAGAAAUGACUGACAUUUCUCUUAAGAUAUUGGGCUUGCUAUGGCAACCUCAAUCUGACUCCUUUCGUUUUCGUGUAGCAUCUACUCCCAACGGUCGAUGUACAAAGCGCACCAUUCUCUCUGAGAUAGCUAGGAUCUUCGAUCCAUUGGGUUUCCUCUCGCCUGUAACAUUCUUCGCCAAGUAUCUGAUGCAAUUACUUUGGGUUUCGGGCGUUUCCUGGGAUGGAGAUGUCCCGGAAAGCAUCAGGCUGGAAUGGCAGGAAUUCAAAACUCAACUCUCGUCGCUGAGUGCUGUAUCUGUGCCUCGCCCGUUAGUCGGGAAAUUCGACGUGCUACAUCUCCACGGAUUUUGUGACGCAUCAGAACGUGGCUUCGGUGCCGUAAUCUAUUGCCGUACAGUAACUGAGGAGGGCGACGUCGACGUCCAGCUAGUGUGUGCGAAAUCCAAGGUCGCGCCGCUACGUAAAUUGUCAGUGCCGCGUCUCGAAUUGCUCGCAGCAGUUCUGCUGUCGGACUUGAUGGCUUCGGUCGUGGAGGCUUUGAAGCCUUUCCACUCGGUAGAUAGAAUCAACGCGUGGUCUGACUCUAGCGUUGCGUUGACUUGGAUAAAGUCUUGCCCUUCCAAGUGGAAAACUUUCGUGGCUAACCGCGUGAGCCACAUCCAGGAGAUUAUUCCUCCUGAUUGUUGGCGACAUGUGAGGACUGGCGAUAACCCAGCCGACUGUGGGUCGCGGGGCCUCUUGCCGAACGACCUGGUCCACCAUAGUAACUGGUGGAAGGGUCCAUCUUGGCUCGUGCUGGACAAGUCUGACUGGCCUAAGUCAACAUUAUCAGUCGACGUGGAUGUCCUACACGAAGAGCGCAAGGUGACUGUCCUCACUGUCUCUUUGCAGGAGACGUGGACAUACAACCUAAUGAAUAAGUUCUCGGCACUGAGGACAGUCCAACAUGUCCUCGCCUAUUGUCUUCGUUUCGUGCACAACGUGAGAAAUCAGAAGACGCCCAACAACUUGUUGGACGGUCCUUUAACACCCCUGGAGAUUAAACAGGCGCUUAUGUUCCUCGUGCGUUCUGUUCAACAACACCACUUUGCUUCGGAGAUCGAGAAAGUGAAAAACAAUCUUUCGAACUUUCUCCCGAAAGCAUUUAAGAAAUUGUCUCCAUUCCUCGAUGACGCGGGUCUCUUGAGGGUGGGCGGACGCCUGUCGCGAGCUUCUCUCGAAGUCGAUGUUAAACAUCCCCUGUUGCUACCUCGCGACGACCGUCUUACCUCCCUCUUGAUCGACGAGUACCAUAAGCGUUUCAUGCACCCAGGCGUCCAGACGCUUCAUAAUUUGCUGGCGCAGCAUUUCUGGAUACUGUCCCCAAAGCGAGCUAUCCACGCAGUCACGUCAAAAUGCAUGAAAUGCUUCCGUGUUCGACCACUCGGUGCUCCUGCGCCGUUCAUGGGCGACUUGCCGUCUUAUCGGGUAGCCCAGCUCAAAGCGUUCCUGAGUGCUGCUGUCGAUUUCGGGGGACCUUUUGACAUAGCUCUGGGUCGCGGACGAGGCAACAAGACCUACAAGGGUUACAUUUGCGUUUUGGUGUGCACCUCGACAAUGGCUGUACACACGGAGCUCGUCACUGAGCUGUCCUCAGACGCGUUUCUCGCCGCGCUUCGCCGCUUUGUCGCGCGUCGUGGUCGGUGUAACCGGUUGGUGUCCGACCAGGGGAAGAAUUUUGUCGGUGCGAGCAAUGUUCUGCAACGUCUUGUAGGAGAUGCUGCGACGCAUAGUGAGAUUAAGUUCGAGUUUAAUCCGCCAGGCAGCCCUCACUUCUCAGGUCUCGCUGAGGCCGGUACUCUGAGGGUCGAGGCUCUUCUUAAUUCGAGACCCCUUACUCCUCUCAGUACCGAUCCCAACGACCUGACGGCUCUGACUCCCGGUCAUUUCCUCACCACGGAGCCCCUGUCGGUCGUGCCUGAAGAAGACCAAUCAGACGUUCGGGUUAGCCCUCUCCAACGCUGGAAGCUGCUUCAGAAGAUGCACCAGGACUUCUGGAAGAAAUGGUCGAAGGAGUAUAUGCAUACUCUCCAGCAGCGGAUGAAGUGGCACGAUAGGCAGCCCAACGUCCAAAUUGGUGCACUAGUGCUCGUUGUGAACGAGCAGACGAGCCCAAUGAAGUGGCCCUUGGGUCGCAUCAUCGACACACACCCCGGAUCCGAUGGGAUCUGUCGUGUGGUUACUGUGCGCACAGCCACAGGGUCGUACAAAUGGCCUGUGGUCAAACUGUGCCCACUGCCUGCGUAG